Molecule: messenger RNA, 2241 nt
Organism: Zea mays
Lineage: Eukaryota; Viridiplantae; Streptophyta; Magnoliopsida; Poales; Poaceae
Product: proline-rich receptor-like protein kinase PERK7
Exons: 7
Coding region: 230-1987 (585 amino acids)
Biological process (GO): protein phosphorylation
Molecular function (GO): ATP binding; protein kinase activity
Source: RefSeq, a predicted model, not a curated record
AAGUGCUUCAGAAUAUUAGAACCUCUCGAUAUAAAAUCGUACCUGUGGCUAUAGUGGCGGACGGGUAUAAGUAUUGUCACAAGCGGAUAUUUAGCAUAGCCGAUUCGGAACGGAUCCAUUGCCAUCGCUAGCUCUUACUACUACGGUCCUCGUCAAUCCUCAUAUAAGCAUAGGCUGAUGCGUGCAGCGUGCUAGUGGAAGGCUAGCUGUCUAAAAUUUUCAGUUCACCAUGAGGUCACCGGCUGCUCCGGGGCCUUCUCACGAUUCCCUCGACUCAUCACCGCCGGCGCCUGGUUUUCGUAGUUACCAGCAGACAAAACUGGCGGAGCUUGAUCUGGAUUCAUCCUUGUCGCCGGCCACCGCGGCGCCAGGUUCGCAGCCUACUCCAUCGGAGUCGCCGCUGCCAGCUCCGACACCAACACCUGCGCCCGCGGCGACAGGGCUGCUGAUACCAAUACCAGCGCGGCCAGUGCUUGCUCCAUAUUCCCAGCCGGCGUCUUCAUCGGGUUCACCUGCCGACAAGUCAGUGGCGGGCAUUGCUGCUGGCUCAGCUGCUGCGGGCGCCCUUCUCAUCGUGCUACUGGUAGCAGUUGGUUUGUAUGUGGCGUCGCCUAUUUGGAAGAGGCGCACUGGGCGUGACCGCAGGGGAGCAGGCAGCUCCGGUGGCGGCGGUGCCUCACAACAUGAAUCGCAGAAACGCCACUCUGCUGUUCAAAUCGAGGUCGAAGUGACGCCGCCGCCAACAGCGUCAUCAUCGUCCUGGGCUACUUCCAGAGACAGCCACAAGCCGGACACGCACGGCGACGGAGCGGGACCGCGCGUGCAGGUGCAGCCCGUGCCUGGAGCUGGAGGUGGCGACUACGAGGUCCGGUUUAGAGGCGCGUUCACCUACGAGCAGCUGGCCGCCGCGACGGACGGCUUCUCGGAGUCCAGCCUCGUCGGGCGCGGCGGGUUCGGCGACGUGCACGUCGGCACGGUGGACGGCGCCGCGGUGGCCGUGAAGCGGCUGCGGGCAGGGAGCCAGCAGGGGGACCGGGAGUUCCAGGCGGAGCUGCGGAUCAUCAGCCGCGUGCACCACCGCAACCUCGUCUCGCUCGUCGGCUACUGCGUUGGCGACGGCGGCCAGCGCCUGCUCGUCUACGAGUUCGUGCCCAACUUGACGCUGCACCACCACUUGCACGCAUUCAGCACAACAGGGGAGGUUGAAACAGUACUCGGUUGGCCGACUAGAUGGAAAAUUGCUGUUGGAGCUGCAAAAGGCUUGGCCUACCUUCAUGAGGACUGUCAUCCCAGAAUCAUCCACCGCGACAUCAAGGCAGCCAACAUUUUGCUUGACCCUGACUUCAACCCCAAGGUUUCUGAUUUUGGUAUGGCAAAAUUCGUACCUAGUAGAGGGGAUACUCACAUUGCAACAAGGAUCGUUGGAACUAUUGGAUACCUCGCACCCGAGUACGCCACAUCCGGCAGGCUUAGCGAGAAAUCCGACGUGUUUUCUUUUGGCGUCGUGCUGCUGGAGCUCGUCACCGGCAUGAGCGCCGCCCUGUCGUCGGAUCGGGAAGAAGGCACUCUAGUAGGCUGGGCACGGCCGUUGCUCACCAAGGCCAUGGAGCUCCACGACUACGACGAGCUCGUCGACCCACUGCUGCCGAGCUUCGACGCCAAGCAGAUGGCGUGUCUGGUCCGGUGCGCCGCGGCCGCGGUCAGCACGUCGGCACGCCACCGACCGCGGAUGAGCCAGAUCGUCAAGCACUUGGAGGGCGACGCCUCUACAGAGCCCUUGGGUCAGACUGGUUCCAGUCACGGGCCCGGCGGGGACACUUCGGCCCAGUUUCAUAGCUACAGCAAGAUAAGGGCGUCGAGAAGCUCGGACGCGACGCGAGGGCAUUGGGUCACCGUUCUGAGCCCAAUGCAUGGCACGGUCCCUAGUGAUUUAGUACGACACGGUCAUAAUUCAAAUAGUGCCACUGCCCAUAAGACACGGAUCUAGAAUUGGCCGCCACACAUGUGGCUCAAAAGUGUGGCGCGGUGUGGCGGCUUAGGCGCCACACCAAACACGCCCCUAAUGUCGUGAUUGAGCCACCACCCUGGCACGAUGAGCUGACAUAAGUAUAACACAAUUAAUUGGCCGAUACGGUUAGGCAUGGUUUAUACCAACCGGUGGUAUAUAGAUUUGAUUGUGAUAUAUACAUGUAAUUGUAAAUUAUUAUUUAUCAUAAUUUUAAACAUAAUGAAUUCACUUUA